AUAAAAGAUGCUCAGCUCAGAGGGGGAAAGAAGCCUGGUGGGAACAUCUUUGUGGUGUGCACCUGCUGUCGGAUCAAGCACUGCCGGGACAUUAUAGGGUAAAGCCAGCGUAAUUCUAGGCUGAGAAAUAUAGCACUAACCUUUAAUAGGGCACAGACCUUUAUAAGGCCAAUGCCUAUAGUCCCGUAGAAAAGUGCAAUAGAUGCUUUUGUAAAUUUGCCAAAAAGUGGAUUUCAGGUGCAGUAAAUAGAUGGCACUCAAAAUAUAUGCCUUGGCUCACUGUAAACUGGCAGUAAACCAUUAAAGUGCCAUAUUUAGCUUCAUAAGCAUCUGUUUAUAGUGCGAGAGCAUAGUUGGCGUGUAUUGUUUUUGACAAAUGUGGCCACUCUGAGAUGAUGCGCUGCUGCUCUCCUGCUCCAUCCAUGUAGUUUGAAGGGCGGGGCUUUGGAGAUUACAGGGGGCGUGGCUAACGAAUCGUAACUUCCAGAGCGGUUGUCACUCUGCACUUUUAAACUCGAGCACAACGCCGCCUCUGCUCUGCCAGAUAAGCACUAGCAGUCAAGAUUUAGGACCUGGAAAAUAUAUAGAGUUGACUAUCCUGAAUAAGGGGUGAUUUUUCAUAUAAUGGUUUAAUGCUAGAAUGAAAUGUAUAGAGAGAGAGACAUAUAAAUCCGAUUGUUUGUUACCUCAUUUGAAAUGCUUGUACAUUGAACAUCAUUUGUAAAAUCUUUUGUAUAAAAAAUAUUAUUGUACACUUUAUAGCACUCCAACUGUAAUUUUAUUGUACAAAUGUGUUAUGUGUUCUGACUUAGUACCUGUAUUCGAUUGGUAAAUUAUUGUUUUAUUGAUGUAUUUGUUUUUUUCAAGGAAAAUUAAUUUUCGUAGCAUUUCGAGCAAAAUCUACUAGAGUUGACAAUCCACAAGACUUGAUCAGAAAGUGCUUUGUAGACUGUUGCAGUUUUUAAUUAAUAAUUUCAUCUUUAGUUGUGGCUUUUGGGUGCGUAAUUACUGACUAAUCUCAUGUGGUGUUUGUAGUUUGAAAUGAAAUGUCAUGUUGAUGAAAAAUGUUUCUAAAAAACCUGAAAUGAGCGGCGUGGACGUGUUUAUUUCUGGCGCCAUCUUCUGUGUAGUCUGGUGUACUGCAAGCGUAAAGUGUAAAACGGAAACGCCGAGCCUGUCCUUCUCGACGCACCGUCGUGACGUCGCAGCAGCAUCAUGGUCAUGGCGCGCUGUCAGAUCGCGUGCUCACUCAAAACAGUUAGGAUGUGUUUGAAUGGGACGUAGAGGUUGUGCAGCACGAGAAGCGCACGGUUACAUAAUGGAUGUGAACGAAGGGUCCGCGCUCGGCGUCUUCACCUGCGAGCUGUGUGAAGUGUCCAGUCCCUACAGCUUCUCCGGCCAGAAGCCGCCAAACACCAGAGCAAUAGUGCUCUUGGAGGAAUGUUACGGCAUGAAGGAUCCCUUCAGCCCAGAGAGAGAAAAGUUUCUGGUUUUAGGAUCCAAGUGCUGUCUGUGCAGUAAGACGGUGUGUGUGGGAACGGACUGCAGUCUGUUCUACACCAAGCGCUUUUGUUUGCCCUGUGUGCGGGACCACCUUUGGCAGUUUCCAGAACGGGUUCAGAACGAGGUGCUGAGGAAAAAGAGUGUCCAGAAGACGUCCUCUUCAUGAUGCUAGAUUGAUUUAGUCAGGACACUAGUGAGCCAUCUGGCUAGACACACAAUAUUAACUAUUUGUUUGUUUUAUUAUAUUUGUGUUUGUCUUGCGCAACUGGAGGCAGCAAACCAUGUUUUGAUUCAAAUCAUUUCUGUGCUGUCAUUUACUGUUUUGAGUUUUACAAAUGAGUGUUAUGAUGGUGAUAAAUGCCUUGUCACAUGUAGCAACUAUAGAAUAAAUGAUGUUUAUGUCAUCGGUUGCUAUUACUUGAUGGCUGAAAAGAGAAAUGACUGAUAUAUUCAUGUCUGAUGAUGUAGGUGAGUCUCGAACCGGUUGUUGGAGUGCAAACCUGUUGUGAGCAUCAGCAUGCAAACAUACCGCUACACCACACCUCCGGCCCUGCCUCCUUCCAGAUCCUUCUGGCUAUAAGUUGAGGCUCAGCCUGACUAAACCCGACUCAGUUGCAAAAACCACAGGUACGUAGUGAAGUAUAAGUUCCAGCACAUGCAUAGCUGGAGAUCUGUGGCUCAGCAGUCUGAGCGCUGGCAAACAAUGCCAGAGGUCCCUGGUUCAAAUCCAGCCAGAUCUCCACAAUUAAUCAAGUGCAGUGGGCAGAGCAGAGGAGGAGCUGGAGGACCAGACUAGACCAGAGAGAUGAUGGAGCAGAGGAACCAGAGAGGAGUGGCUGACAGGACCAGACCAAGGGUGGAGCAGGAGGAGCAGACCAGAGAGAAGGUGAAACCGAAGUGGAAUGGCUGACCAGACCAACGAUGGAGCAUUGGCAUUGCUGGAGAAUGGAACAGCUGACCAGAUGGAGCAUAGAGUGGAAUGGCAAACAAAGUGGUGAGACAACAGUGAAGAGGAGAGUGAUGAUAGCACCCGAAGAAAGAAGGGGAACCAUGACCGUGGUUCCCCCCCCCGGCCUCCAAGACGGUGACCAGAAGUGGUUAUGCACUUCUUCCUUUCAAGACAGAGAACCCCUUUAUUUUUGGUCCAAAAAAUGUUUUUUUACAAACUCCCACCAUUUAUACAGUAAUGAAUUACAUUUAGACCUACUCAACAACUUUUGUUCUGUAGAUGCCCACAGGUUUUUUUUUUUCCCCCCCACUUCAUGGAGGUUUUACACACCAUCGAGUUCACCCACUAGACGGCAGUGAAGCCAUGUGUCUUCCAACACUGCAGCAACUUUUCCUCCAAUGAACACAUUACACACAAAACUUCCUUUUCUAGCGCAAGUCUAUAAAAAAGUAAAUACAAUU
Messenger RNA from Sinocyclocheilus anshuiensis, 2913 nucleotides. It is a transcript of the gene cdpf1, whose product is annotated as cysteine rich DPF motif domain containing 1. The transcript is spliced from 3 exons. NCBI's taxonomy places the organism in Eukaryota, Metazoa, Chordata, Actinopteri, Cypriniformes, Cyprinidae. The record is from RefSeq and is a predicted model, not a curated record. The coding region runs from base 1274 to 1669 and encodes 131 amino acids.